GACAAUUUAUUAAUAAAAAUGUGGAAACUAGUGCUAUCCAUACUAUCAGUCCUAGUAUGUUUCUCAGAAGCCUAUAAGAUUCUACUAGUAGCUCCAACUCCUAGUAAAAGCCACGAUAUCCUGAAUCAAGGAUUGAUCCGACAUUUGACUAAAGCUGGUCAUGAGGUUACUUAUAUCGCUAUCAUUCCACAAGAAAGCCCCCUACCAGGAGUCACUGUAGUCGAUAUCAGUGAUGCAUAUUAUCUUACAGAUAGUUUUGUUAAUGUACAAGAUAUUAUGGACAAGAAAUUUGAUAUACACGAGGUAACUGGUUUCCUGCCAUACAUUUUGCGAUCGAGUAAAGUUGCGAUAGAACAUCCGAGUGUUCAUAAGUUAAUGGCAGACAAAACUCAAGAAUUCGACCUUGUUAUUGCAGAGUUUUUAUUUAAUGCCGUGUAUGCUGGGUUUUCAGGGCUGUACAACUGCCCCCUGGUCUGGUUUUCACCUACCGUUCCCAACUGGAUGGUGUUGGAACUGAUAGACGAAGCUACCAACCCUGCGUACAGCGUUGGAGUUUCAUCUACCAGCGUUCCACCGCUGACCUUCAUAGAACGAGUUGCUGAACUAGGCUCCAUUGUCUUUAGGAAGCUAAUACAAAUACUGUGGAGCUUAAGAUUUGACAACGAUAUGUACGAGAAAAAUUUCGUUCCGUUUAUACGACAGAGAAGAAGCACUGUGCCAACUUUCGAGAGUCUUGCGUAUAAUGGAUCUCUUAUGUUGAGCAACUACCAUUAUUCCAUGGGUGCUACUGUACGGGCACCCCAGAAUCUGAUAUCAAUCGGUGGUUUCCAUAUUGACCUGGAUGUCACACCCUUACCAAAGGAUUUGCAAAAACUUAUGGACGACGCAAAAGACGGCGCGAUUUACUUCAGUCUGGGUUCGAAUAUGAAAAGCAAGCAUUUGGCAAGCGAAAUAAAACGAGACCUUUUGAAGAUGUUCGGUAAACUCAAGCAAACAGUUCUAUGGAAAUUCGAAGGGGAUUUACCAAACAGACCGAACAACGUCCACCUUGUUCAGUGGGCACCGCAACAAAGUAUUUUAGCACAUAAGAACUGCAUAAUCUUCAUCACACACGGAGGUCUUCUAUCGACUACAGAAGCAUUACAUUUUGGGGUACCCAUUAUAGGGAUACCGGGCUUUUAUGACCAGUUCAUAAAUAUUCAAAGAACUGUUAAUAUGGGUUUCGCUAAGAAAGUUGAUCUUACCUAUUCGAUUCUGGAGUUGGCCAUUCAAGAUAUUCUUGAAGAUCCUAAGUACACCACUAAAGCCCAUGAACUUUCAGAGAUUUACCAUGACAGACCAGUGCCUCCAGGAAAGGAGUUAGUCCACUGGGUAGAACAUGUCAUAAAGACGCGAGGGGCACUUCAUCUGCGCUCUCCUGCAUUUCUAACGCCCUGGUACCAGAAGUUGUACCUAGAUCUUAUCUUAGUUGUGUUGAUCUUAGUUUUAGUGUUGAAAUAUGCAUUCCAGUUCAUGUGUAGUACAAAAUCUAAAUUAGUAACGAAAGGAAAAGAGAAAAAGAAUAAAAUGUGGAAGACAGUGCUAUUCAUACUAACAAUUCUAGUAUGUUUCUCAAAAGCCUACAAGAUUCUACUUGUGUCUCCGACUCCUAGUAAGAGCCACGAUAUCCUUAAUCAUGGAUUGAUCAGACAUUUGACUGAGGCUGGUCAUAAGAUUACUUAUAUCGCCAUCUGUCCACAAGAAAAACGCCUACCAGGAGUUACUGUAGUCGAUAUUAGUGAUGCAUUUACUCCUUCAGACGAUUUACUAAACGUACAACAUAUAAUGAACAAGAGAUUUGAUAUAAACGAGGUAACCGGUUUUCUGCCAUUGAUUUUGGAAAUUAAUCAAAAGGCUAUAGAACAUCCGAAUGUACAGAAGUUAAUAGCUGAUAAAAGUCAAGAAUUCGACCUUGUUAUUUCAGAGUUUUUAUUUAGUAACAUCAAUGCUGGGUUUUCAGGGCUGUACAAUUGCCCAUUGAUCUGGUUUUCACCAAGCAUCCCCAACUGGAUGGUGUUGGAACUGAUAGACGAGGCCACCAACCCUGCUUACAGUGUUGGAGUGGCAUCUACCAGUAUUCCACCCCUGACCUUCAUAGAACGAGUUGCUGAACUAGGCUCUCUUGUCUUUAGGAAGCUAGUACAAAUACUGUGGAGCUCAAGAUUGGAUAACGAUAUAUACGAGAAAAAUUUUGUUCCAUUCAUACGACAGAGAAGAAGCACCGUGCCCACUUUCGAAAGUCUUGCUUAUAAUGGAUCUCUUGUGUUGAGCAACUACCACCAUUCCAUGGGCAUUACUCUACGGGCACCACCGAAUUUUAUAUCAAUCGGAGGGUUUCAUAUAGACCAGAAUGUCAAACCCUUACCAAAGGAUUUGCAAAAAAUUAUGGACGAAGCAAAACAAGGCGUGAUCUACUUCAGUCUGGGUUCGAAUAUGAAAAGCAAGCAUUUCCCAAGUGAAAUAAAACGAGACCUGUUGAAGAUGUUCGGUAAACUCAAGCAAACAGUCCUAUGGAAAUUCGAAGAGGAUUUACCAAACAGACCGAACAACGUCCACAUUGUGCAAUGGGCGCCGCAACAAAGUAUUUUAGCACAUAAGAACUGCACAAUCUUCAUAACGCAUGGCGGUCUUUUAUCGACUACAGAAGCAAUACAUUUUGGCGUACCCACUAUAGGGAUACCGGGUUAUUAUGACCAAUUUAUGAAUGUUAAACGAUCUGCUAACAUGGGCUUCGCUAAGAAAGUUGAUCUUACAUAUUCGAUUGUUAAAGACCUGGAGUUGGCCAUUCAAGAUGUACUCGAAAAUCCAAACUACACUUCUAAAGCCCAGGAACUAUCAAAGAUCUACCAUGACAGAACAGUUCCUCCAGGAAAGGAGUUAGUCCACUGGGUAGAACAUGUCAUAAGGACCCGAGGGGCACUUCAUCUGCGCUCUCCUGCAUUUCUGACGCCCUGGUACCAGAAGCUAUAUCUAGACCUUGGCUUUCUUCUGUUGUCCUUAGCUUUAGUGCUAAAAUAUGCAUUCCGGCUGACGUGUACAAAAACUAAAGGAGUAACGAAAGGGAAACAGAAAAAGAAUUGAUGCUUAAGUUUUGCUUCAAGUCAUAAUACUCGUAUAGUCAUAUUGCAACUUGGAUUUGAAAAACUUAAAUACAUAGUAGGAAGAAAUCGUGAUACUAAUAUGUAUAAGCGCUGUGUGGGUGGUAAUUUUGUAAUUAAAA
This is a messenger RNA of Maniola jurtina (meadow brown), 3259 nucleotides long. RefSeq lists its product as uncharacterized. Bases 19 to 3120 code for a protein of 1033 amino acids. The transcript is spliced from 17 exons. Gene Ontology annotation, molecular function: UDP-glycosyltransferase activity. NCBI's taxonomy places the organism in Eukaryota, Metazoa, Arthropoda, Insecta, Lepidoptera, Nymphalidae. The record is from RefSeq and is a predicted model, not a curated record.